Molecule: messenger RNA, 1355 nt
Organism: Acromyrmex echinatior (Panamanian leafcutter ant)
Lineage: Eukaryota; Metazoa; Arthropoda; Insecta; Hymenoptera; Formicidae
Gene: Osi20
Product: DUF1676 domain-containing protein Osi20
Cellular component (GO): membrane
Source: RefSeq, a predicted model, not a curated record
CCGAUGAUCGCUCACUUGCACGAGUGGACGAUCAAUUGCUUUUAUUGACACGCGGUACCGCGAAAACAAACAACGAGUGAAAUCCACGCGAGACGGCAAGGAAGAAAACACGGAUAAUUCAAAUAAUUUUUUACAAAACGUGCCAAAGAAAGAAAAUGGAUAUCAACAUGCGACUGACAGCAUCAGUAGGCGCAAUCAUUCUGUUGAUUGGAUCUUGCGCGGCUAAUCAGGACUUUUUGAUAAAUUCCUUGAACGAAUGUGUAAAGAUGGAAUCCUGGACGUCUUGUUUGAAGCAUCAAAUUUUGACUCGUCUCGAUAACAAAUUGGGGACCAUCACGGAAGCGAGAUCGCUCGAAACUAUUGACGAGGCGAUCGUCGCUAGGACCUUGAAAUAUCUCAAGAGUUUCGAUUACGGAAUUGAUUUACCUUUUGUCGAUGCAAAUUUGAAAUACAGACCUAGUAGAAGCCUGGCUGAUCUUGACAUUGAAUUUAAGAACAAUGACGUAGAUACAAGUCAAGCUCGAGGACUUUUGAAAAAGAAACUUCUGCUACCGUUCUUGCUGCUGUUUAAAUUGAAGUUAAAGGCUCUAAUGCCUAUUUUUGUCGCUAUUAUUGGAAUAAAAGCUCUAAAAGCUCUUGUCCUGUCAAAGCUUGCCAUUCUUAUUGUGAUUGGAUUUGUUGCUAUACAAUUCUUCAAGAAAGGUGGCAUGAUGAUGCCGAUGGGAAUGACCAUGGAACCGGCAUCGACGUAUGGUGUUCCAUCUAUGCUCUCGACGACGUCGAGCUACGAUCCCGCCAAUACGUGGGAUGGUAACGGUCCUUAUUCCCGUGUUUGGACGCCAACCAAUGGUGUGGAGGCCCAAAACCUUGCUUAUAGUUAUUACUCGCCUGGCAGCUCCAAUUCAUACAGCUCAGCAGGAUCCUCUUCAUCGUCCUCAUCUUCAAGCAGCUCAACGAAUUACAACUGAACUCGUCCUAAAAUCUCUAAUGACGCAUCGAUCAAUCGUCCGAUAUUGCUCUUGUAAACGCAUUCCCGAUCGUACGUCAGCAAAUAAGUUACGACCAAAGAAACGCCAAAUAAUCAAGUAGCUCGCUGACGAUCGAUGACAUUGCGAUGUCAGUUUCGUUAACGAGAGCGCCAUUCAAAGACUGUCGGCUCUAUGCCGGCUAUAAUCAUAGAAUCGUUUUGUCGAUUCAACAAAAGUUACAUUGAGCGGAUUUGUUAACUUAUCGAGAAAUUAGUUGCGCUAAUUAAAUUUUGGAUUAAGUUUAAAAAUCCGUAAUAUUCUAAUAUGCUAAUUGCCUGAUAUUCAGAAUAUAUCGCAAUUAGAAUUAAUUUAAAUUUUUUUAGAAAA